Paramecium primaurelia is the source of this 304-nucleotide messenger RNA. NCBI's taxonomy places the organism in Eukaryota, Ciliophora, Oligohymenophorea, Peniculida, Parameciidae. The record is from the annotation of a GenBank genome assembly.
AUGUCUGAUUGCGAUUAUUCUCAAAAAUUUGGAAUUAACCAAUCUAUAUUUAAUAGCGAGCCAUUAAAAUAGAUUACUCCUAUUUUAAAAGUCUCCCGUUCAGCCUCAGAUGAUAUUGUGGUUCGUAAAGAUAGUUAUGGGAACUUAAUUUAACGUGGAAAUAAGAAGCAUAAAAUAUAGUUCAGAGAAUAAAAUGAAAUAUUUUUAGGUAUUAAAACUCUAUUAUAGAUAAGUUGAAAAUUGGAAAUAAUAUAAUAUAGACAUGACAAACUAAGAAUCUCCCUGUCUUUGUCAAAUAAUAUGA